CUCGCUCUCCCUCUAUCGGUGCGUCUGUCUUCGCCGUCGUUGUAUCUGUCGCUCCCUCGCUCUGUUUUGAGUUCUGUUCUUCUCUUCUUUUGCGGUGUAAUUAUGGAGAAGGGUGAAGAAAGCGGCGCCGGAAACAAACCCGCCGCGGACGAAGGCAGCCCUCUCCCCAUCGCCACUCCGACCGCUCCGCCGCCUCCCGAGGAUGCUGCGCCCCCUGCCCGCGCGCCCUUCACCAGCCUCAGCCAGAUCGACGCUGACCUCGCCCUCGCCCGCAUCCUCCAAGAACAGGGGACGGCAUACGCGAUGCUAAUGAUGGACGGCGAUGACAACGAUUACUGGAGCUCCGACUAUGAUGAGGAAGGUGGGGGAGACGAGCUAGAUCACGUGGCCGAGGGCGGCGGGAGCAUCGAGGGAAGCGAUGACGAGGUGGACGCCGCCUAUUUUGAGAACGAUGAGGCAUACUCGAGGGCCCUGCAGGACGCGGAGGAGCGGGUACUGGCUGUUCGGUUGAUGGCCCUUGCAGGAUUGAAUGAAUAUGAUCAUGGGGACCAUGACAGUGGCUUUCAGGAUGCUUGGCAAGAUCCAGAUGAAUUCAUGUAUGAGGAGCUAGUUGCACUCGGUGAGCUAGUUGGAACCGAAAGCAGAGGCCUUUCUGCUGAUACCAUUUCUGCUUUGCCUUCAGUGAGUUACAAGGCAGAAAGUGUGCAAGAUGACAAUGCUGAACAAUGCAUUAUAUGCCGGCUGGAGUUUGAGGAUGGUGAUUCUCUGGUCUUGCUUUCUUGCAAGCAUAAGUACCACCCUGACUGCAUAAACAAGUGGCUCCAAAUAAAUAAGGCAUGUCCUAUGUGCAACACUGAGGUUUCUACUUCAGAGAACAAGCAAGACUGAUAUAAUCCGAUGAUACUACCAUCAUCUUCUUGGAUUCUUUUGAGGAGUUUCUUCUGUAGGAAAAUUCAGUAUAAAUGCAAUUGAUUGUAAUUCCGAGAAAUAGAAAUGUUGCAUUAUGUUGUUACCAUUAGUUGCUAUCCUCGUUGUACUAGACAUGUUCUUCUCCAAAGUAUGUGCUUAGAGUAUGCUUUUUGUCAAUUAUGAUGCUUAAUAAUUAUUGCUGCAU
Molecule: messenger RNA, 1114 nt
Organism: Musa acuminata subsp. malaccensis (wild Malaysian banana)
Lineage: Eukaryota; Viridiplantae; Streptophyta; Magnoliopsida; Zingiberales; Musaceae
Product: E3 ubiquitin ligase BIG BROTHER-related-like
Source: RefSeq, a predicted model, not a curated record